This is a messenger RNA of Musa acuminata subsp. malaccensis (wild Malaysian banana), 616 nucleotides long. RefSeq lists its product as uncharacterized. The record is from RefSeq and is a predicted model, not a curated record. Gene Ontology annotation, molecular function: fatty acid binding. Lineage: Eukaryota; Viridiplantae; Streptophyta; Magnoliopsida; Zingiberales; Musaceae. Gene Ontology annotation, biological process: systemic acquired resistance.
ACGGUCAACGCUGUAAUGGCGGCCUCCACUUGCGCUCGGUGCAUCGGGCAGCUCUCCACUGCGAGAUUCGCUUUCCAUAUAAAGCCCUGCACUGGCUGGCCGUGGUGCGUGGAAGAGAUGGACACCGCGAUGAAGCGUCUCUGCCUCCUCGCGUUGCUGGCGGUGGCGGGCAUCGCGGGGAUGGAGAGGGCCGACGGCGCGGGGGAGUGCGGCCGGGUGCCCGUGGAUAGGGUGGCGUUCCAGGUGGUGACUCCGUGCGGGGCGGCGACAAGGGACGCCAAGGUGGUGGUGCCGGGGAGGUGCUGCGCGGCGGUGCAGAGAUUCGGCCGUAACCCCAUCUGCCUCUGCGCUAUCAUGCUGUCGACCACGUCGAAGAAUGCCGGCGUCAAGCCCGAGAUCGCCGUUACCAUCCCCAAGCGCUGCAACCUCGCGGACAGGCCGGUGGGCUACAAAUGUGGAGAUUACACGUUGCCGUGACGAGGGGAGAGGUGGAGAGAGAGAGCUUGGCGAUCCCAAGGAGUGGAAUUCGAACUGCAAGCUGGUGUGAUUUGUAGCUCGUGAGCGCUUGUUGAUGAAUCAUAUGAAAUGCAAUAAGAUGUCGACUCUGUUCAAUGAA